Lolium rigidum is the source of this 1756-nucleotide messenger RNA. RefSeq lists its product as uncharacterized. Gene Ontology annotation, molecular function: protein binding. NCBI's taxonomy places the organism in Eukaryota, Viridiplantae, Streptophyta, Magnoliopsida, Poales, Poaceae. The record is from RefSeq and is a predicted model, not a curated record. The transcript is spliced from 18 exons. Bases 1 to 1434 code for a protein of 477 amino acids.
AUGGACAAGUUCCUCGUGGCGGCGCCACCUUGUGCCGGCGAGGACCCUGAAGCGCCACCACCGCCGCCUCGGAGGUGGCACCGGUGGAGCCGCAUCGCAGUUGAGCUGGACGGGCGCAUCGACGCCAGGUUCCGGCACAGGGAAUUGCGCCGUCUCCUUGAUUCCUACUCUGAGACUAGGACCUUCGAACACAAGUACUACACGCAUGGCGAGCAACGGUGUCAGACAUAUGUGAAUCGUAUGAUUAAUGCUUCAAAUUUUGCUGGGUGUUACCAUCCAGCGAGGGAGGGAGUUUCAGCAAUGGAAUUUGAUAAAAAGGGAGUAUAUCUUGCAUCAGUGACACUCUCAGGGUGUUUAACAGUACAUGACUUUGAGACUCUAUACUGCUCCUUGUAUGGCCCAUCAUGUAGUUUGCCAGAUGACUCAUCAAACUAUGUGCUCCAUAUAUCAAACCAAUUGCCCCUGUGUGCUGUCAGAUGGAAUCCAGGAAAUCAAGAUGAGAUUGUUUGCUCAUCUAGCCAAAGUGACAAAGUUUCACUAUUUGAUAUCGGUUAUGUCUCUUCUGUUCCUACUGAAGUUCUACAGAAAGGGAAGACCAAAUUUCACGCUCUCUGCUCUGAAUCCCGGAAGGGUUUGACUGAUCUAGCUUUCACGUCAGAUGAUAAGUCACGGCUAUUUGCAUCUGGGCUUGAUGGUGCAGUCUACAUGUGGGAUAGGCGGCUAAGUAAGACACACUGUAUUGAGCUUACAGCACUCCCUGAAUCUCAGUUUACCAGUGUCAAGCUAAAUAUGGAUAAUCGGACAGUGUUUGGUGCAACUAGAAAUGGCACUAUUCAUGCUUGGGAUACCCGUGGAGGGAGAGCUUCCACUGCUUUUCAAAGCCAUAAUGAGGUUCAACCAUUAUCAUCAGUGAAGAUAUCAACGUUGUUGGGCAAAAUUGCAUCGCUGAAGGAACAAUCAAACAUUGUUUCAAGUGAAAUUCUGUCUAUAGAUUUUAACCCUAGUUGCUCAUACCAGUUGGCCUUCCAUCUUGAUGAUGGCUGGUCUGGAGUCCUCAAUGUUAACACCCUCAGUGUGAGCCAUCUGCACUGCCCUCCUCCUUCUUGGUUGGAGGGUGUGGACUCUGUGUUGCAUAAGCGGAAAGCGACCUGGCUGUCAACAUCUUCAAUUUAUGCAGUUGGAUCUUCCUCCAAUAAUGGAAUGUAUGUACUUGAUUUUCAUCCACAUACAAGCUCUGCAUGCCAUGUGGACUACAAUGAGGAAACAAAAGGCUUCGAAGAAAACCAACCUGCAGAAAACAAGUUUAUUCCUUUAUCUGAAGGCGUGCUUUCAUGUGCAGCCCAUCCACUCAGUCAUAACAUAAUUGCUGGUACUGAGUUCUCGUCAUUGCUUAUGGUAUCACAAAAGCAUGAGAUCAUCAGAGAUCCAGAGUAGUGCCAAGGCGCAUCAGGAGCUUCCUCCAAGCACAAGCAAUACCCCCGAUUGCAGCAUUCAUAUGCUGCUUAUUAGCUCAUGGCCGUCCUGCACGUAAGAAAGAUCUGCAGCAUGAGGACCUUUGAUGGGGCCAUACAAGCUUUGACUUUGGCUGGCAGGUCGGUCUAUCUGGGAAGUUCUUCAGCCCAUGAAAAGAUUCACCAUGCGGCCAAUACCCUUCUUAUACAGACGGACAUCGUCAUUGCUGACAUCCAUACGAGUGCAAUGACGUUGUUGUACUUGAUUUUCAAAGUGUAGACCUGUGCAAGGCAUGCUUCCAGGG